Molecule: messenger RNA, 4575 nt
Organism: Strigops habroptila (Kakapo)
Lineage: Eukaryota; Metazoa; Chordata; Aves; Psittaciformes; Psittacidae
Gene: RABGEF1
Product: RAB guanine nucleotide exchange factor 1
Exons: 10
Coding region: 1129-2823 (564 amino acids)
Biological process (GO): vesicle-mediated transport
Cellular component (GO): endocytic vesicle; cytosol
Molecular function (GO): DNA binding; small GTPase binding; guanyl-nucleotide exchange factor activity
Source: RefSeq, a predicted model, not a curated record
GUUGCUCCACCCUUUCCUUUAGAGGAAGUUAGCUCAUUAGUUAAUUAUCCUUCUGCUAAUUACAUGCUGGAAUGUUCAGGGUUGCACAUGAAUCAUGCACGUUUCAACACUUAGGUGGUUCUGAAGAAUUUGGUGGCAUUUGAGUGGUUGCUCUUUGGAAUAAAUACGUGCUAUUUUAAGGAUGUUUUCCCACUGGCAAAAUACACAGUUUUAACCCGAUCUCAUCUUUUCACCCCUCAGUUUUAAUGCACUUUCUAACCCUCCUUGUAAAUUUAUGUUCAGUAACUGAAGCUGCAUGUGAUUUUAGGUCUCCUGAUCUGCUGUCAAGUGUGAUGUUCUAUUCAGGCACCAGUAAAAUGUAAACCAGCAACUGUUAGUGUAAGAAUAGUGUGUUUGGAGACUUCCCCAUUUUUUCUUCUUUUCCUGCCUGGGGAUGGCCACUAAGGACCAGACAGUUGCAGUGAGCGAUACUGCAAGAGACAUUGUGAACACUCUUUGGAGCACUUUGAUACUGUUUAAUGAGAAGAAUGAAUGCACGUUGUUCAUUAAGUGCUAUGGAGACUUAAACUUGAAAAGCCAAAUCACGUUUGCUUCAGUUGCUAAUAGCUGUGCCAAGAUUUUUUUGAGAAGACUGUUGUUUUCAGGGAGUAGAAUAAAGUAAAGAGAUGGAAGAAAACAAGCAAAACCCAAACCAAAAGCAGGAGGAGGGAUUCACAUGUCAGGAGACAUGGGUUUGUGGUCCAAAGUGUAGAAGGCUGAAAUAGGCUUUCUAGAAGUCAGAGGCAGUUUCAUACCUUUGUGGCAGCCUGCCUGUUCUGAGUCUGUUACCUGAAGCCUUUUCCUGUUUUGGGGUAAGUUCAAGAAACUUUGUUACCGCUAUUGAAAGUCAUUCAUAGAACAGCCUUACAAAGCCACCACUUUCAUUUCCAGUGUUAGCACACAGAGUUAGUUAGAAACUGACUUUCAUAGCUUGUGGUAAUUAUAAACUGACUAGCAAUUACCUCUUACUAAAGGCAUCUAUGAACUGAUUAAAUGAGACCCCUUUCUACUCAGCUUUGAUAUCUGAGUUUUUUCAACCAGCUCUUCUAUCAAAGGUGACCUGAGCAAUCCAGGGCUGAUAAAUAGUUUAUGAAGAAGUCAGUAUCUUGUUGUUGUGGCUGUGGUGCAAUCUGCAUUGACAAGAAGGGUAUCUGCUUACUCAGUCCCUGGGAAGGAAGGAAGAAAAUGAGCCUGAAAUCUGAACGCAGAGGGAUUCACGUUGAUCAGUCGGAGCUACUGUGCAAGAAGGGAUGUGGUUACUAUGGCAAUCCUGCUUGGCAGGGUUUUUGCUCCAAGUGCUGGAGAGAGGAAUACCAUAAGGCCAGGCAGAAACAGAUUCAAGAGGACUGGGAGCUGGCAGAGCGGCUUCAACGUGAGGAAGAAGAAGCGUAUGCCAGUAGCCAGAGUACCCAAGGGGCACAGUCACUCACCUUUUCCAAGUUUGAAGAAAAGAAAACCAAUGAGAAAACACGGAAAGUCACUACUGUGAAGAAGUUCUUCACUGCUUCUUCGAGAACAGGAGCUAAGAAGGUGGCUCAAGAGAAAGGCGUUAAGCAAGGACAGCUUGGGAGGGAGCGAAAUGCUGAUAACAUUCUCAGGGAUUUGAAGGAGAUUUUUACUCCCUCCUGGGAACUGGCUUCCCCUACUGAAGCAGAGAUCCAAGAAGCCAAGGCUCCCAGCCCUUCUAUAAACAGGCAGGCUAGCAUCGAGACGGAUCGAGUAUCCAAGGAAUUCAUAGAAUUCCUCAAGACAUACCAUAAGCCUGGACAAGAUAUCUAUAAGCAAUGUAAACUCUUUUUGGACACCAUGAAUCAUAAAAGGGACUUAAGUAUUGAGGAGCAAUCUGAAUGUGCUCAGGACUUCUAUCAAAAUGUAGCAGAGAAAUUACAGACACGUUGGAAAGUGCCCCCUGAAAAAGUGGAGAAAGCAAUGGAUCAGAUUGAAAAAUACAUUAUGACUCGACAGUAUAAAUACGUCUUUUGCCCUGAAACAACUGAUGAUGAGAAGAAAGAUCUUGCUGUCCAAAAGAGAAUCAGGGCUUUGCACUGGGUAACUCCACAAAUGCUCUGUGUUCCUGUCAAUGAAGAAAUCCCAGAAGUCUCUGAUAUGGUCGUAAAAGCAAUUACAGAUAUCAUUGAAAUGGAUUCAAAGCGUGUCCCUCGUGAUAAACUAGCAUGCAUCACCAAGUGCAGCAAGCAUAUAUUUAAUGCAAUAAAAAUCACAAAAAAUGAACCAGCUUCUGCUGAUGACUUUCUUCCAACACUUAUAUACAUCGUUUUGAAGGGAAACCCACCCCGUCUGCAGUCUAACAUCCAGUAUAUCACACGCUUCUGUAAUCCAAGCAGGUUAAUGACAGGAGAAGAUGGCUACUAUUUUACGAAUCUGUGCUGUGCCGUGGCCUUCAUUGAAAAACUGGAUGCUCAGUCUUUAAACCUAAGCCAAGAAGACUUUGAUCGUUUUAUGACUGGUCAGACAUCGCCGAAGAAGCAAGAAUCUGACAGUUUCUCACCUGAUGUGUGCCUGGGUGUUAAGCAGAUGUAUAAAAACUUAGACCUCCUGUCUCAGUUGAAUGAGAGGCAGGAAAGAAUUGUCAGUGAAGCCAAGAAGCUUGAGAAAGACCUAAUAGAUUGGACUGAAGGAAUUACAAAGGAAGUCCAAGAUAUUGUUGAGAAAUAUCCAUUAGAAAUAAAACCAAAAAGUCAAGCCUUAGCAGCUAUUGACUCUGAAAACGUGGAGAAUGACAAGCUGCCCCCGCCACUGCAGCCUCAGGUGUAUGCAGGAUAAUUAUCAGUAUUACCCUUGAAAAGCAGCAUUAUCCUCACCUAGUACUAUCUGCUACUUGGGAAGGGAAGUAAAUUUAAGGCUAAAAAUCAGAUGAGCUUAAAUCAGUACAUUUUUAAAGGUACAUUUUUGUUUUGGUUAAGUGUAAUGAAUUGUAUUUAUUUUAGUCAGGUGGAUUUCUAUUAGGCUUUUGUGGGUUUUUGAACUGAACUUCAAUUUUCUACACAAACUGGUGUAAUUUUUAAGCAACACUAGUCCGUUGACAUCUUUCCUGAAAGCUUCCUUCUAGGCAUGCACUUACUUGUUUUUAAUGGUUAGUUUAACUUGAAUUCAGGUUCCAGCAGAAACUUGAAUGGCACCAAUGUUAGCCUGAAUUUCUUCUGUAGCUGUAAAGAUGAAAUAUAUAUUGUAAAAUAUGUAAAAUUGUAAAUAGAUUUCAAAUCUAAAGUCUCAGCUGUGCAUGACAUCUUGUGUUGGAGUGAAAAUGAUAGCCAAGUGUUCAUUUUAACACCUUGCGGUUAAAUCCCAUUGCAGUAUAAAGGCAAGUACACUGUUACUGUUCAAUGAGAUAGAUGGUAUUGACUGAAUUAGAGGAAAUUGUAAUGAUUUGAAAACUUCACACUAAUCUCAAAAUCUGCUCUGUAAAAAAAAAAAAAGUGCUAUUUAAAAGAUUAUAUUUCUUCAUGUGAACGUUCUCUCUGCUUUGUCAGUGCCCUGAUGGCCUUCAGUGGUACACAUAGUGCUGGUAUUACUGCUUUUGAAGAGGAUGUUGAGCCAGGCUUCAGAAAUAGGAAGAAAUAUUUGUGUUGAAAAUACAAAUUUGUAAGGAGGGGGAGGAGAUAGUGCAAGAGUUGCAUCAGAAGUGGCUUUUCUGGCAUCGCCUAGUAACUUCCAUCAGUGGGCUAGGACUUGAUUGCUCUAUUGACAAUCCUGCUAGAUAAAUAAGUUCAUAUGAUUAGAGGUUGCUUUUUAGAAGCAGCAUGAGCAGAAAAGUGCACUUUACUUUCAGGAAACAUCAGUCUUUUCUGAUCUUUAGUGGUCCUCUUUAGCAAAAAGACUUCCCUUGCUAAAGCACUGAGCAUCAAGGUAAAUAGGGCUUUAUGCCGCUACAAGUUUAGAUUGGUGUAUUUCAAGUUAAGACUCACACUGCAGAAAGUAACCUCUUGCAAUAUAACUUUUUUAUGCCAGUGAAACAUUUAUAUAUCAUUUGAAGUAUCUUCCAGUUCAUCCAGUCUGCCGUGGCUUAUUGGUGUACCUGAGAUAUCCUACGUAAAGCAACUUAGCUUGAACUACAAUGUUAAAUUCUUACCAUCAAGGAGGGAAGUACCUGCCUCUUUCUUAUGUUCCACUGCUUUACAAACCCUGCCAUUGGAAACUUCCACUGCAAUAAUUUCAGACCGCAACUGUGAUUUGUCCCUUGUAUUUAGCCUUACGAACUAUGCAUUCCUAGUGUUCCAGAGAUAACUAGUUACCCAAAACUUCACUGCUGAGGGGAAGCAAUGUGUUAAUCAGAUGAUCACAAGAAGUCAGAUUAUUUAACAUAUCCAUGUGUCACUGCGCCCAAAUUGCUUAGGACCUGACCAGUGCUUGCAGUAAAUAAUACUGUAAAGUCUUUAUUUUCUUUAUAAACAGUAGGUGCUAAUUCUUAUAUCCAGGUACACCGGUUUUCCCAGGGGAAGAAAAAACCACCAAACUUUGAGCUAUUGUGUAAAUUGCCAUGUUUAAAUAAAAGUGUGUAUGUUAUUCCCUUGUUAA